This is a messenger RNA of Chinchilla lanigera (long-tailed chinchilla), 5154 nucleotides long. It is a transcript of the gene Wdr59, whose product is annotated as WD repeat domain 59. The record is from RefSeq and is a predicted model, not a curated record. The transcript is spliced from 27 exons. The coding region runs from base 139 to 3117 and encodes 992 amino acids. NCBI's taxonomy places the organism in Eukaryota, Metazoa, Chordata, Mammalia, Rodentia, Chinchillidae. Gene Ontology annotation, molecular function: protein binding.
UGUGCGGUGAGGAGGAAGGGGGAAACGGGGCGUGGCCAUGCUGACUCGCGGGCGCCGCGGAGCUCAAGGAACCCGGAGCCGCGGAUCUGGGGGAUAGGAGAGUGCCGGUCCUCGGGCCUCGGCUGCCGGGCGAGGGAGAUGGCAGCGCGAUGGAGCAGCGAGAAUGUGGUGGUGGAGUUCCGCGACUCCCAGGCGACUGCCAUGUCUGUGGACUGUCUGGGGCAGCAUGCAGUGCUUUCUGGCCGCAGAUUCCUGUACAUCGUCAAUCUGGAUGCCCCUUUCGAAGGUCACCGCAAAAUCUCUCGCCAGAGCAAGUGGGACAUUGGAGCUGUGCAGUGGAAUCCUCAUGACAGCUUUGCACACUAUUUUGCAGCUUCGAGUAACCAGCGGGUUGACCUUUACAAGUGGAAGGAUGGCAGUGGGGAAGUGGGCACAACCCUGCAGGGCCACACCCGUGUCAUCAGUGACUUGGACUGGGCAGUGUUCGAGCCAGAUCUCCUGGUCACCAGCUCUGUGGACACCUACAUCUACAUUUGGGAUAUCAAAGACACAAGGAAACCUACUGUUGCACUAUCUGCUGUAGCUGGUGCCUCCCAAGUCAAGUGGAAUAAAAAAAAUGCUAACUGCCUUGCCACCAGCCACGAUGGGGAUGUGCGGAUAUGGGAUAAGCGCAAACCCAGCACAGCAGUGGAGUAUCUAGCAGCCCACCUCUCCAAAAUCCACGGCCUUGACUGGCACCCAGACAGCGAGCACGUUCUUGCCACCUCCAGUCAAGACAACUCGGUCAAGUUCUGGGAUUACCGGCAGCCUCGGAAAUACCUCAAUAUUCUCCCCUGUCAGGUGCCUGUGUGGAAGGCCAGAUACACGCCUUUCAGCAAUGGAUUAGUGACUGUAAUGGUUCCCCAGCUGCGAAGGGAAAACAGCUUGCUCCUGUGGAAUGUCUUUGACUUGAACACCCCGGUCCACACCUUUGUGGGGCACGAUGACGUGGUGUUGGAGUUCCAGUGGAGGCGGCAGAAGGAAGGGUCCAAGGACUACCAGCUGGUUACAUGGUCCCGGGAUCAGACCUUGAGAAUGUGGCGGGUGGAUUUCCAGAUGCAGAGGCUCUGUGCCAAUGACAUACUGGAUAGUGAUGAGUUCAUUGAGAGCAUUUCUCUUCUGCCAGAACCAGAGAAGACCCUGCACACCCAAGACACUGAUCACCAGCACAAUUCAAGCCACGGGGAGGAAGAAGCCUUAAAGGAAGAUCCCCCUAGCAGUCUUCUGGAGGAGAGGAAGUCAGAUCAGCUGGGCCUGCCGCAGACUCUGCAGCAGGAAUUCUCGCUAAUCAACGUGCAGAUCCGGAAUGUCAACGUAGAGAUGGACGCAGCGGACAGGAGCUGCACAGUGUCCGUGCACUGCAGCAACCACCGCGUCAAGAUGCUGGUGAAGUUCCCAGCGCAGUACCCCAACAAUGCCGCCCCUUCCUUCCAGUUCAUUAACCCCACGACCAUCACAUCCACCAUGAAAGCUAAGCUGCUAAAGAUCUUGAAGGACACCUCACUGCAAAAAGUGAAACGAAACCAGAGCUGUUUGGAGCCCUGCCUGCGCCAGCUCGUCUCCUGCCUUGAGUCUUUCGUGAACCAAGAAGACAACACUUCCAGCAAUCCAUUUGCACUCCCGAACUCGGUCACACCACCCUUGCCAACGUUUGCGCGGGUCACCACUGCCUAUGGGUCUUACCAGGAUGCCAAUAUCCCCUUUCCUAGGACCUCUGGGGCCAGGUUCUGUGGAGCAGGCUACCUGGUGUACUUCACAAGGCCCAUGACGAUGCACCGUGCAGUGUCUCCAACAGAACCCACUCCCAGAUCUCUCUCGGCCCUGUCUGCUUAUCAUACUGGCUUGAUUGCACCAAUGAAGAUUCGUACAGAGGCCCCUGGCAAUCUUCGUUUAUACAGUGGGAGCCCCACUCGCAGCGAGAAAGAGCAGGUCUCCAUCAGCUCCUUCUACUACAAGGAGCGGAUGUCUCCUCGCUCUGCCCGGCGACGUUGGUCCAUACAAGCCAUUAACGACUUCCCGAAAUCGAGGAGGUGGAAAAGUAAGCGCGAAGGUUCGGACUCUGGCAAUCGACCCAUCAAGGCUGCUGGGAAGGUCAUCAUCCAGGACAUUUCGUGCCUCCUUCCUGUUCACAAAUCUCUGGGAGAACUGUACAUAUUGAACGUGAAUGAUAUUCAGGAAACGUGUCAGAAGAAUGCCACUUCCGCCAUGCUUGUUGGAAGGAAGGAUCUUGUUCAGGUUUGGUCACUGGCUGCCGUAGCUACAGACCUUUGCCUUGGUCCGAAGUCUGACCCAGAUUUGGAAACACCCUGGGCUCGGCAUCCGUUUGGACGACAGCUGCUGGAGUCCCUGUUGGCGCAUUAUUGCCGGCUGCGGGACGUUCAGACCUUGGCUAUGCUCUGCAGCGUGUUUGAAGCCCAGUCUCGGCCUCAGGGGCUGCCAAACCCUUCCGGGUCUUUUCCUAACCGAUCUUCCAAUCUCAUGGUGUCCCAUAGUCGAUAUCCCAGCUUUACCUCCUCGGGAUCCUGCUCCAGUAUGUCUGACCCAGGCCUCAGCACCAGUGGCUGGAACAUAGCUGGGAGGGAGGCUGAGCAUAUGUCCUCCCCAUGGGGAGAAUCUUCUCCAGAGGAGCUCCGUUUCGGGAGUCUCACCUACAGUGACCCUCGGGAGAGGGAGCGCGACCAGCAUGACAAAAAUAAACGGCUUCUGGACCCUGCCAACACCCAGCAAUUUGAUGACUUUAAGAAAUGCUAUGGAGAAAUCCUCUAUCGUUGGGGCCUGAGAGAGAAACGGGCGGAAGUGCUGAAGUUUGUGUCCUGUCCUCCUGAUCCUCACAAAGGGAUCGAGUUCGGCGUGUACUGCAGCCAUUGCCGGAGCGAGGUCCGCGGCACGCAGUGUGCCAUCUGCAAAGGCUUCACGUUCCAGUGUGCCAUCUGCCACGUGGCCGUGCGCGGGUCGUCCAACUUCUGCCUGACCUGCGGGCAUGGUGGCCACACCAGCCACAUGAUGGAAUGGUUCCGGACGCAGGAGGUGUGUCCCACGGGGUGCGGGUGCCACUGCCUGCUGGAAAGCACUUUCUGAGCUCACGGACCAUGAGCCCCAUGGAAAUCCCAGAGGGCUGCGAAAUGCCAGCAGAAACCUUGUGCCAGGGAAGCUCCGGACGGGGCUUGUCCCUAGCAACGUGGGAACAGGUUCGCCUGCGGACCGCACUGCCGCAGCUGCUCCCCAGAAACACUUGUGGUCUCUUUUCCUUGGCUGCCCCGACCUGGACAUUGCUGGCCAAAGAGGAGGCCGGGGUCACAGAGCCGGACUCUUGUCUGCAUCUGCUGUGUCUGCACCACAGUGGACGUUUUCACUGGGGAAGCACCUGCUUGCUGGGCCAGUGUCAACCUCCAAGGCGAGAAGCCUGUGCCACCAGCAGGCUCUGCCGAUGCCAGGGUAGAGACCUAGGCAGCUACAAAAGAGUGUCCUGGGCCACAGAGCAGGGGAUGUAAUUUAGUCAACAAGCGAGCCCAUGACACCUGGAGCUUUAGAAGAUCCUGGUAUCAGCAUCUAAUGAGCUGAUGGACAGCGGCCACCUGAAAUAGGAUACUGAAAAUGUAAAAUGUGAUGUACUUGAGGAUUCCUAAGAUGUAUUUUUUUAUCUUACCUCCAGCUGCUUUCCCUUGACUAAUAAAAUUCUAGUCAUUGUUAAAAAAAAGAGAAAGAAAAAUAGUUGUACAUCUAGGUGAAUCUUUUUUUACCCUGCUUAUAAUUGAAGUUAGCUAUUUCGGAUAGGACCAAAAUCACUGCUCUGCUUUUUAAAGGAAAUGCUGAUGACUUUGGCCAUCUGACAGGAGGAAAUAGACUUCAGCAUUGAAGGUUCUCCCCAGUUCCAGGAGUCUUACAAUUAUUUCUUGUAACAAAAGGGUCAGAUUGCAUUGCGGCAUUGGCGCAGCAGUCCCUCCUGCCUCGGCGCAGGCUGGUGGACGUCCCGGGAGCACCCCACUGUUAUCUGGGCUCCAGGUAAACGUUGCCCAGGUUUGCUAUGCUCCAGGGUCUCCUGCGAGCACCAUUUCUUUAGAAGGAUUUUCAGCUCAUCACCUUUUUAUGUACAGAAAUAGAAACCCUCUUUAUUUCUGUUGAGAUCCCUCUUAGAAUUUUACAGUUCCAAAUUGGUUAUUUUAAGGAAUACGAACAAUUACGUGUCGCAUAAUCGUAGUGUUCUAUGUCACUGUGUUUCAGGCUCCAAGUCAGGACUCAUUAAUGGACUGUGAAAUCAAUGCUGUGGCUAAAAACCAGCAUUUAAAGACAAUGAAAUAAGGUGAAAGAGAAGCGGUCAGAGUGUAUCAGCAUAGUUAAGGUGAAUAAUGUUUUGCGUAGCUUGUUUACAGAUGUGUCCUGGAUCAUUAUAUAAACUCAUCUCUUACUGAAGGUUGGAGUCAUAAACCCUUGGUUUAGGUGAUGCUUGUACCUUGUCCCCCGUGGGUCAGGAGACAGCAUUGCAUAGGUCAAGGGCUUAGGUCCUGCAGUGAGACCAAAGGCUGAACACUGGGCUGACCCGAGUGGUGCCAGGGUGAGCAGCCAGGUCUAGGUGAGGGAGAGAGGCCUUUGACUUCCCAGUUUGUUUGCACCCUCUCCCCUUGUUUGGGUCGUGGCUGCUGUGACAGCGACCCCAGAGUAGGUUGACCAGUUGACACAGAGAUCAAGCCUCUGAUGUGUCACUUGGUGAAUCCACAUUGCGGAAAAUUGUUCCUGUUCCCCACUGCUCAAACGAAUGCAAAAAUCUGUCCCGGUGUGUCCCCAUCGAAAAUGAGAUGUUUUUCUUAGUUUGUGGUUGUCUUUCAAAGCAGAGAAAUGUUCCUGGAGGUUAUGAAGCAAUCUGAAGUUUAAAACAUUACAUAGUGUCUUCUUUCAAUAUGUGAAUUUCUUUUGAAUUUCUAGCUUACCAGAACAAAAGUCUUAAUUAAUUUAUUUAUUUAUUUAUUUUGGUACUGGGAGUUGAACUCAUGACCUUGUGCUUGCCAGGCAAGUGCUUUUGCCGCAGAGCUGUAUCCCCAGCCCCAAGAGCCUUAAUUUAAAAAAAAAAAAAAAAAUCGCAUUUGGCUACACGGUCUGGAUGGUAACCAUGGUCCCUUU